AUGAUUCAAUUAAAAACGUUGCUCAACUGCAUCGACAACUCCGGCGCCGCGGUAGUCGAAUGCGUGAAUGUCUUGAAGAAGAAGCGCCCGGCCACAGUCGGUGAUCGCAUUGUGGUUGUGGUUCAGAAACAGAGAAACUUCGGUCCCGAGAGCACAAACAACAGCGGUAUUGCAAACAAGGUCCGUCGAGGAGACAUCCGACAUGCCGUCGUCGUUCGCGCCAGAAAGGAAAUGCAGAGACCAGAUGGAACUAUCGUAAAGUUUGACGACAACGCUUGCGUGCUGGUCAAUAAGUCGGGGGAUCCAAUCGGGACAAGAAUGAACGGAGUCGUUGCUACGGAAUUACGAGGAAAGCAGUGGUCGAAGAUUCUGUCCCUGGCGCCUAUGCAUGUGUAA
Messenger RNA from Aspergillus clavatus NRRL 1, 396 nucleotides. RefSeq names its product mitochondrial 54S ribosomal protein uL14m. Gene Ontology annotation, molecular function: large ribosomal subunit rRNA binding; structural constituent of ribosome. The transcript is spliced from 4 exons. Bases 1 to 396 code for a protein of 131 amino acids. The record is from RefSeq and is a predicted model, not a curated record. Gene Ontology annotation, biological process: translation. Gene Ontology annotation, cellular component: ribosome; mitochondrial large ribosomal subunit. Lineage: Eukaryota; Fungi; Ascomycota; Eurotiomycetes; Eurotiales; Aspergillaceae.